Messenger RNA from Metopolophium dirhodum (rose-grain aphid), 6177 nucleotides. RefSeq names its product tight junction protein ZO-2 (gene pyd). The transcript is spliced from 17 exons. The record is from RefSeq and is a predicted model, not a curated record. Bases 1453 to 5175 code for a protein of 1240 amino acids. NCBI's taxonomy places the organism in Eukaryota, Metazoa, Arthropoda, Insecta, Hemiptera, Aphididae. Gene Ontology annotation, biological process: cell-cell adhesion; cell-cell junction organization; protein localization to cell-cell junction. Gene Ontology annotation, cellular component: bicellular tight junction; plasma membrane. Gene Ontology annotation, molecular function: cell adhesion molecule binding.
AUCGUCGUUAAUGUCUGUUCGAGCCGAGCGCGUAAUGGACCGUCGUCGCGUUGCCUCCGACAUUAUAUUAUGUCGUCGUUCGUCGUAGUAGUAUGCUGGCCAGCGCAGCGUGCAGGUACCUACAGGUUACGGUGUAAUAUCGUAGACGUACACGCGUCGUCGCGGUCGCGGCCGGGAAGUGGACGUGCCGCGGCACCGCAUUCCUCGCUCCCCGGACGGUGUAGGGCGGAGCGAGCUCGCCGAGCUAUAGCAAAAGACCUUGAAGGCUCACGCAGACAACCUUCACGGCGGAACCGGACCCUGUGGUACGCGCGUUGUCCGGCAAGAGCGCGCGCGCAUUCGUCCGAGCACAGUGGUGGGGGCUUACGGCGGCGCGCAGUCACUGACUCCUGCCGCAUCCCCGCCCGGCGGUCGCUACACGUCUCCCCCGUCGCGCGCCGUCUUCCUUCCCCGUAAGAAAUCUGACGACACGCACAUAAUAUCCUUACCUGCCGCUUAUUUUUUACUUUUUCGUCACUAUACAGUGUUAUAUAUACAUCAUAACACAUAUAAAUGUCUAUUUUUCUUCCGAAAAAUUACCCGUCAACAUUUCCAAUUUCAAAACCCCACAGACCAUAACCGUUAAAAAUAAAAAUCCAAUUCGCACGAUCUCGGCGAGACAGACAGAAGUUCGCGACGUUUUCCCAAAAAGAAACACCACUACUCACACACACUCACUGUAAACGAAGCUCGAUUGCCCGUUGCAGUGUGGGUCUGUUAUCUGUAUGUGCGUAUUUUGUUUCUCACGUGUAUAAUAUUAUAAUAUUUCAUACAUAAUAAUAAUAUUAUAGCCGAAAGCCGAUUUUGUAUAAUACGAUAAUACAAUAUUAUAUAUAAUUUAUAAUAUGAUUAUUCAUUAUUGUGUGGUACGCGUUUACAAACGCGCGUGAUACUGUUGUACGCACGCGCAGUACUGCUUGUUUUUAAAUGCAGUCGCCGCCGCCGUAGUUUCCUCGUAAGUCGUAACCACCGUCGUGUGUUUGAGCGCGCUCCCGCCGCGAACGUGUGCGUGUGUCCGCGUACCUGUUGCUGUGCGCGCCGCAUUCCGUAACCGCUCAGCCACCCGAUCGGACGUCGGCUGUCGCCGUCACCACCACCUAGCGCUUAGGAAAUUCAAAAAAAAACCGACAACUACGCCGCUGGCGUGUUUUGCGUUCACAUUUUGUUUUUGUUGUUUUUCCCGAUCAUAUCUCUGUUUCCUUUGACGUAUACACCAUCGAUACGACAAGUGCGUCCGUUUCAGUCGUUUAAUCGUGCGCGACCGUAACCGUCGUUUUCGUGCAUAUAUUAUAUUUUUUAUAUAUAAAAACCGUUUUUGCAUUUGUAUUCAAAAUUGAGCGUUUGUGCGCGUCCGGUGUGUUUCUCGACCCCCGAGGAUGUUAUAACGGGUCGGAAACGUCUUGCAGCGUGGACAUGGACCACAGGGAAUACGGGGAACGCGUGUCGCCGCCGCUGCCUCAGCAGCAGCAGCAACUACAACAACAACAGCAGCAUCAGCAACAGCAACAACAGCAACAACAUCAGCCACAGCAACACUUGCAACAGCAGCAACCGCAACAACCGCUUCCGCCCCCCGCCAACCACACCGAUCAGAAUGGAGAUCGCAUCGUCUGGGAGUUCCAUCAAGUUACUCUGAACCGUGUGCCCGGUUACGGGUUCGGAAUCGCGGUAAGCGGCGGCCGAGACAAUCCUCAUUUCGCCAACGGUGACCCGUCGAUAGCCGUGUCGGAUGUGUUGAAGUCCGGUCCCGCCGAAGGAAAGCUCAUGGUUAACGACAGGCUAAUGACCGCUAACGGCGUGUCACUGGACAACGUCGAAUACGGUACGGCAGUUGCUGUGCUGAGGGAAUGUGGCGAGAGCGUGACAUUGUCGCUGAGACGUCGUCUGGUGUUGCCCUCAAACACGCCACACACGCUGCGCAUUCAUCUGAAUAAGACCAGGAAAAAAGACGAUUUCGGAAUCGUUUUGGGAAGCAGGAUUUUUAUCAAAGAAGGAACAAAGGGCGGUGAUAACAGUGUACAGGAAGGUGACGUGCUGUUGAAGAUCAACAAUCAUUCGGUGGUGGACGGCAUGACGCUCAAAGAAGCCAGGCGACUGAUCGAAUCGGCCAAAGACAAACUAAGUUUGACUGUGCGCCGAGAAGGAAGCUCCAACGGACACGUUUUACAAUAUUCGGGUUCAUCCGAACCGACGUCUCUGCACACAAAAGAAAAUAACAACUAUAUGGACGGUAUCAACGGGUCGGCGUAUCCAUCUCAAAACUUGUACGUACAACCACCCAGCAGGACCAUGCUGGAAGAAGCCAAAAGCAAUUUGGCACCACGUGGACGAUCCCGUAACCCUCUGUUGGAUUCCGUUUCCCUGAGCCAACUGGACAGGCCCACAUCUGCCAUGGAUAACAACACAACAUCGGCUAAUAAUUUGCAUAACGGUGAUCUGGGACCUACAUACAACCAUGGUCGUACUAGAAGUGGCGCUGAAGACCAUUCAGAACCUCCUCGCCCGCCACCACCGAGACCCGAAGACUAUUACAGUACAACUAGACAGUUUUAUGAAGAUACGUUACCUCAAAAAUCAAAACAUUUGAAACCCGAUCCUCGGUUUAUUACAUUCCAAAAAGAAGGGUCGGUUGGUAUUCGAUUGACAGGUGGCAACGAGGUUGGUAUAUUCGUCACUGCCGUGCAGCCUGGAAGUCCGGCAUUUACCCAAGGUCUGCAACCAGGUGACAAGAUAUUAAAAGUGAACGAUAUGGAUAUGAAAGGUGUGACUCGUGAAGAAGCUGUGCUAUUCUUGUUGAGCCUUCAAGAUCAAAUACAUCUUAUCGUUCAACACAGACGCGAUCAAUACGAACAAAUCAUGAACAAUCAACGAGGCGAUUCAUUCCACAUUAAGACUCAUUUUGACUACGAACAGCCCAACAAAGGUGAAAUGAGCUUCUGCAAAGGCGAUGUUUUCCAUGUAAUGGACACAUUGCACAAUGGUGUAGUUGGUUCUUGGCAAGUAUUCCGUAUUGGAAGAAACAAUCAAGAAGUCCAAAAAGGUAUAAUACCGAAUAAGGCUAGAGCUGAAGAACUAGCUACAGCGCAGUUUAAUGCUACUAAGAAAGAGAUGAACGCUUCAGAAAGUAAAGGAGGUUUCUUUAGACGACGAAAACACAAUCACCGCAGAUCAAAAUCAUUGAGCAAGGAAAAUUGGGAUGAUGUGGUGUUCGGGGAUAGUAUAAGCAAGUUCCCAGCCUACGAAAAAGUGGUAUUGAGUCAUACAGGGUUCGUACGACCAGUUGUUUUGUUUGGACCGAUAUCAGAUAUUGCCCGAGAAAAACUUACCAAAGACUUUCCCGACAAAUUCUUAUCUCCUCAACUCGAAAACAACACUACUGACGGAAGCAAGAAAAUCAGUGGUAUAAUACGUUUAAGUGCUAUUCGUGAUAUUAUGGACCGAGGGAAACACGCCUUGUUAGAUGUCACCCCAAAUGCUGUUGACCGUUUAAACUAUGCUCAAUUUUAUCCUAUAGUCAUCAUGUUGCGCGCCGAUAACAAACAAGUGGUCAAAGAACUACGUGCUGGGUUACCAAAAACUGCACACAAGAGCAGUAAAAAGCUAUUGGAACAAUGUCAAAAAUUAGAAAAAGUGUGGUCUCAUGUAUUUACUUCAUCACUUACUCUAAAUGGAGGAGACGCUUGGUAUCGCAAGCUUCGAGAACUAAUCGAUAAACACCAGAGUUCUCCAACUUGGGUCAGCGAGACAAAGCCUGAAGAAAACCUGUCUGAUGAUUUGUUAUUCCCGAUGACCUCCUUACGUUUGUCAUAUGCAUCAUCUCCUGAAAGUGAUAUGGAGACUAGUAACACAACAUUAGCAUCCCCAACUUCUACUGCAGCGGCCAGUCCAUCUGCAAUUGGUUCAAGACUAGUGAAAAGUUCAAGUGAUCCAAGUAUUACAACUCAGGAUGAUUCUGCCAUUCCUAAUUAUAAUCCACCUCCACCAUAUUCACCUUCAGUGUUUAAACAAGCGAGUUAUGAGCCUCCUCAAACAUUACGUAUGGCUGGUCCUCCUACUCACACAACACUAAUGGUAAAUGGUAAUGGGCCACCAGAUUUACCGCCUCGCGUCGAUAGAAACACAAAACCAUUGCAUGGAAAUCGCGCUAAUGGUCAAAGAUCAGCCACAGAUAGAUUAUUCAGUCCAAACGGUAUGGAAGAUAUACCUAAUUACAUAAAUGCAACUCCCCAUCAUCAGAGGACCCAUACCAGCAGUAGUAAACAAUUGUAUGAUAUGCACAAUAGCUAUGACAGUGUAUCUUCAUAUGAUAGUUAUGGUGUACGCAUGAAUGGAGGUAGCAACGGUAGUGCAAACCUUACAACAACUUUGUGUUCAAACUCUCAGGAUGAUCUUAAGUCUGGCAGCAAUAACACUCUAGGUAGACAUCAUGAUCCUUAUAGAUUUACUAGAUCAACUCAACAACCAGUUGACACUAAAAUAUCAGACUAUCCAAAAUACAGACCUCCAGGUGGUACUUCUGGAGGUAUGAUUGAGUAUGCCACUAGUAAACCCCUUCCAUUGCCAAAAUCACCUCCACAACAACAAUCUUAUAAGCCUGUACCACCUCCAAAACCUAAAAAUUACCGACCACCAGUACAGCAGCAACAGCAACAACAACAGCAACAUCAACAGCAAUAUUAUCAACCCCCUCCAGCUGGUUUCCAGCACUCAAAAUCAUUCAGCAUGGCAGAUAGCACAUAUUCAUCACAUAUAUCCAAUGGGAUGCCUUCAUCACCUAGCAAGUACUCAUCAGAAUCAACAGAUGUGAAUACUGCUGAUUCGGGCCAUGGUAGUAGCUUAGAUAGGGGUUAUGAUCGACGAGGUGGUAAUGGACAACAGCCUUCUCAACAAAUGGAUCGUAGCCAUAUAUACUACAAACACCAUAGAGAUCCAAAUGCACUGGACUUAACACAACAUCGUGACCAACGAGGUAGCGCAUUUGAAUUGUACAAGAAGCCAUCAGUAGCUGGUGAUCAUAGAAUGUCGAAUGGAGGUGACCAUAGAAUGUCAAAUGGCGGUGAUCACAGAAUGACUAAUGGCGGCGAUCAUAGGGUGUCAAACGGUGGUGGGCACUACAAUGUGGAUGCGCUUCGGUGACAACGACAGUAUCCGGUUAGAUUUUAAAGGUGAUUUGACCGGGUUCAAACGAGCAUAAACGCUUACCUAUAAUUUUAUCUCAUCGAAAAUUGUAUAUUACGAUAUAAAUAUUUAUAAGAUGUUCAUAAAUUUGUUUUUUCAAUAGAUGGACUGAUUGACAGUAAUUUAUUUUUUUUUUUUUUGUUAAGUCUUAUGUGUAUUUUUUUAUUUAUUCAUAUUUUACCGAUAAGUAAACUCAGUUGUUUGUUAUUUUUAUUUUUAUUAUUAUACUAUUUAAAUCACAAUUUGUAUUCAUCAAUAUCCAUCAAGAUUAAUUAAUUGAACAAAAGUUAAAAUAAUUUGCAUAUUUUACAUACAAAAUGUGAAUUUAACAAGCAACAAAAGUCUGAACAAACUGAGCAUGCACUGAAUGUACAAGCAGUGCCAUUGGGUUGAACAAAUUAAAAAUCGUUGGCCAAUUCACGUGGCCAAGUUAAUAGUUAAUAGUGUUUGGCUAUUAGAUCAAAUUUUUAAAUUAUAUUUCUAUAAAUUUUUAUUAUGUUAAAAGUUAUUAAAAUGUUCAAAUAUUUGUGCCUUAUUUGUAUUUCUUGCCCUUCUAAUGUGCAAAAAAAAUAACUACACAAAAUAUUUUUAAACUAUUUUACUUCCCAAAAGAAUGGAAGAUUAAUUAUAAUAUUUUUGUGAUUUUGUACCGUUAUGGUUUUAUCUUAUUUUUAUUCUCUUAAAUUUUUAAUUACAAUUACGCUUUAAACAAUGUUAUUACAAUAUUAUUAUUAUUUGAUGUAUGAAUACUUUUAAUAGUUUCUAUUUAACUUAAGUUUUUAUCUGUAUAAGAAUUUUUUUAUUAUUACUAUGUUAAAACAUGCUCCAACUAUCCAUAAAUAUAGAUACUUAUGUAAUUAUGUUAUUAGAGUAAUUAAGUAUUUUUUUUCUGAUUGAAACUGUAUCAUUAAUUUUGAUCGGGAUUUAAAAAAAAAAACAUUGUGUAUAAUAAAAACAAAU